This is a messenger RNA of Colletotrichum orchidophilum, 303 nucleotides long. RefSeq lists its product as uncharacterized. The record is from RefSeq and is a predicted model, not a curated record. The coding region runs from base 1 to 303 and encodes 100 amino acids. The transcript has 2 exons. NCBI's taxonomy places the organism in Eukaryota, Fungi, Ascomycota, Sordariomycetes, Glomerellales, Glomerellaceae.
AUGGCCAAGGGCGAGAAUAUCCCGAACUCGUACGCGGCACGCAGCCAUCCUACCAACCUUACCUCGCCUCGUCCCAUGAUUGCGACACAAGAAGUUGACGUGGCCCGGGGCGCCGGCUUCCCGCAGGACGGCAUGUGCAAGUCCCGUAUCACGAAGUUGAAAUGUAUCGGAGAAUAUCCGUAUCCAACCACCCCCCUCUCCCUCUCACUCACCUCUCGCUUGACGAAAAAGGAGGGCUGCAAUAACGCUUCGCCGCUGGUGUUCAACUCUGGUCUUAAGACAAGGUCGCGACUGUUCUGCUAG